AGGCUGGGCAGGCACCGAGCCCCCAUCUUCCUCCUCCUCCUCCUCCCCCACCUCCUCCUCUUCCUCCUCCUCCUCCUCCUCCUCUCCUUCUUCCCCGCUUCUCCUCCCGAUGUCUCCCCGCACAUGAAAGGAGCGGCUGUCGGCGCACGGCAUGGCAUGAGCUAGGCGAGCUGGAGAGAGACCCGUGGAAGAUGUCGAACCCGAGAAACGGCGACACCAAGCCCCCAUGUUUGCCCCGCAAUGGACUGGUGAAGAUCCCCACACAGCCCAACGGCCUCGGCUCCGCCAGCAUCACCAAAGGCACCCCCGCCGUGAAAAACCGCCUGUGCCAGCCUUCCUCCGUGCCUGCCAUCCUCAGCCCGGCCUUAGCCCCCCGCAGCGACCUGCCCAUCCCCAGCCUGGCCUCACCGCUCUCCCUGGCCACUCUGGCCGGCGUCUCGUCCCCUCCCGGCGCCUCCCUGGUGGGACUGAACUCGAGCGAGGCCACCCCGGGCGCGGAGCACCCCUCGCCGGAGCGGCUGCCCGGCUCGCCCUCGGAGAGGCAGCUGGCGGUGGACGAGAAGAUCCUCAACCGCCUCUUCUGGUACUUUUCGGCGUGCGAGAAGUGCGUGCUGGCGCAGGUGUGCAAGGCGUGGCGGCGGGUGCUCUACCAGCCCAAGUUCUGGGUGGGCCUGACGCCCGUCCUGCACACCAAAGAGCUCUACAACGUCCUGCCCGGGGGCGAGAAGGAGUUCGUCAGCCUGCAGGGCUUCGCCGUGCGGGGCUUCGACGGCUUCUGCCUCGUGGGCGUCUCCGACCUGGACAUUUGUGAGUUCAUUGACAACUACCCCCUGUCCAAGAAGGGGGUCAAGUCCAUGAGCCUUAAGAGGUCGACCAUCACGGACGCGGGGCUGGAGGUGAUGCUGGAGCAGAUGCAGGGCGUGGUGCGGCUGGAGCUCUCGGGCUGCAACGACUUCACGGAGGCCGGGCUGUGGUCGAGCCUCAAUGCCCGCAUCACGGCGCUGAGCGUCAGCGACUGCAUCAACGUGGCCGACGACGCCAUCGCCGCCAUCUCGCAGCUCCUGCCCAACCUCGCCGAGCUCAACCUGCAGGCCUACCACGUGACGGACACGGCGCUCGCCUACUUCACCGCCAAGCAGGGCUACACCACCCACACCCUGCGCCUCAACUCCUGCUGGGAGAUCACCAACCACGGCGUGGUCAACAUGGUGCACAGCCUGCCCAACCUGAGCGUCCUCAGCCUCUCGGGCUGCUCCAAGGUGACGGACGACGGCGUGGAGCUGGUGGCCGAGAACCUGCGCAAGCUGCGCAGCCUCGACCUGUCCUGGUGCCCUCGCAUCACCGACAUGGCCCUGGAGUACAUCGCCUGCGACCUGCACAAGCUGGAGGAGCUGGUGCUCGACAGGUGUGUGCGGAUCACCGACACCGGGCUCAGCUACCUGUCCACCAUGUCGUCCCUGCGGAGCCUCUACCUGCGCUGGUGCUGCCAGGUGCAGGAUUUUGGCCUGAAGCACCUCCUGGGCAUGGGCAGCCUGCGCCUCCUAUCCCUCGCCGGCUGCCCCUUGCUGACCACCACGGGCCUGUCGGGGCUGGUGCAGCUGCAGGAGCUGGAGGAGCUGGAGCUCACCAACUGCCCCGGAGCCACCCCCGAGCUCUUCAAGUACUUCUCCCAGCACCUGCCCUGCUGCAUGGUCAUCGAGUAGCGCCCGCCCGCCGGGGACCGGCCCCCCCCCAGACCCAGCCGCGCCGCCGGCCGACAUCACCCGACCGAUUUCUUGCUGUCUGCGGGAUUUGGGGGGGGGGACACGACACACACACGCAAGAGACGCUGCCGACUCGACCGACCCACGUGUAAAGACCCCCCCCACACUCCACCCCUCUUCGACGCCCCCGGAUGCCAGCAUCCCCCCACCCCCCAACACCACCGCAGCUGACGAGGGGCCCGGCGACAGGAGGAGGAUUCUUUUUUUGGCACCCAUGGGUGCUCGGACGGACGGGUGCCCGGGACCCCCGCACAGAGCCACAGGCACCCCCGGAUCCG
Oxyura jamaicensis (ruddy duck) is the source of this 2041-nucleotide messenger RNA. RefSeq names its product F-box and leucine rich repeat protein 16 (gene FBXL16). The record is from RefSeq and is a predicted model, not a curated record. The coding region runs from base 192 to 1703 and encodes 503 amino acids. Gene Ontology annotation, biological process: SCF-dependent proteasomal ubiquitin-dependent protein catabolic process. Gene Ontology annotation, molecular function: protein binding. NCBI's taxonomy places the organism in Eukaryota, Metazoa, Chordata, Aves, Anseriformes, Anatidae. The transcript has 6 exons. Gene Ontology annotation, cellular component: SCF ubiquitin ligase complex.